AGCAGGAGACAACUGGAGCAGAAUAUUUGCAUUCUAGAAGAGCCCGCAGCUUUCUGAGCCAUGCUCAAGGAGGUGGUCUCUCUGGCGACCGCCUUCUGGGCAAGGCUCCAGGCCCGGACUUUGCUAGUGGGUGCUGUCGUCUUUCUGUUGUUUGCUGUCUUCAAAAGGCGGCUCCCAAAGAACUACCCACCAGGGCCCUGGCCUCUACCCGUGUUUGGCAACUUAUUUGAAGUUAACAUGGAGAAUUCGCACUUGGAUGUUCAAAAGUUGGUGAAGAAAUAUGGGAAUGUUCUUGGCCUGCAUUUUGGUAAUGUGUCUUCAGUGCUCGUAACUGGACUGCCCUUAAUCAAAGAAGUUCUUUCUCAGACAGACCAGUCCUUCGUGCACCGCCCUGUAACCCCUCUCCGAGAACGUAUCUUUAGGGAAAAUGGAUUGAUCAUGUCUAAUGGCCAAAUAUGGAAGGAACAAAGAAGGUUCACCCUGACAACAUUAAAGAACUUUGGUUUAGGAAGGAAGAGCCUGGAGGAACGCAUCCAGGAGGAGGCCUACCACCUUGUUGAGGCAAUCAAAGAGGAGAAUGGACAGCCUUUCAACCCUCACUUCAAGAUCAACAAUGCAGUUUCAAACAUCAUUUGCUCCAUCACCUUUGGGGAGCGCUUUGAAUACCAGGAUGCUCAGUUCCAGGAGCUGCUGAAGUUACUGGAUGAGGUCAUGUUUCUGGAGGCUUCGAGAUUCUGUCAAUUCUAUAAUGUCUUUCCAUGGAUAAUGAAAUUCCUCCCUGGACCUCAUCAAACUGUCUUCAGCAACUGGGAAAAGCUGAAAUUGUUUGUUUCUCAUGAAGUUGAAAAACACAGGAAAGACUGGCAUCCUGAUGAGUCAAGAGACUUUAUUGAUGCUUACCUCAAGGAAAUUGUGAAGUACACAGACAAGAAUGCUUCAAGUUUCAAUGAAGAGAACCUCAUCUGCAGCACCCUGGACCUCUUCUUUGCUGGAACUGAGACAACUUCUACAACGCUGCGCUGGGGUCUGCUUUACAUGGCCCUCUAUCCAGAAGUCCAAGAAAAAGUGCAUGCUGAGAUUGACAGAGUGCUAGUCCAGUGGCAGCAGCGAAGCAUGGAUGCCAGAGAGUUCAUGCCCUACACCAAUGCUGUCAUCCAUGAGGUGCAGAGAAUGGGCAACAUCAUCCCUCUGAAUGUCCCCAGGGAAGUGGUGGUUGAUACCACUUUGGCUGGAUACUACCUGCCAAAGGGGACCAUGAUCCUGACCAAUUUGACCGCUUUGCACAAGGACCCCAAAGAGUGGGCCACCCCUGACACAUUCAACCCUGAGCAUUUUCUGGAGAAUGGACAGUUUAAGAAAAGAGAAUCCUUCAUGCCUUUCUCAAUGGGCUGAAGACAACAAGAUAAGAGUAACUAAGAUAUUAUUGAAAUUUACAGACAUCAGGAUCACCAAUCACCACCUCUUACAGGCCACCAGAGUGGAACCUAGAAGUCCCCAGUGGUCAGUCCUUCCCUUUCCUUGGCUGUCUUUCUUUCCCCCUCCCCUGGGGAUUAAAGUUGCUUACACCUAGGCUGGGUUGAGAUGGUCUUGUCAGCAUGGCCUCCAUCUUCUGGACUGGCUUGCUUGCUUUCCAAAUCUUUUUCCUUGUGUCAACAGCUCACCCUUGAGUGAGUGGCAACUACAUGAACCUGGGUACAGUUAUCCAUACACUGUGUUACCCUGGGGAAUGGCUUUACCAUGCAUCUUUAUUCACAGACAAAAAUUCAUGAGGCAGAAUGAUAAGGAGAAGAGAUUUUUUCAGGUUUAAGGAACCUGGUAUUUUUGGCUGUUUUUUUUUUUUUUUUUUCUGGUUUCAUUUCUCCAUCUUCUGGGUGCUCAGGGGUGAGGAAAGCUUUCAUUAGAGAGACAUUCAUAAGAAAAGUGAAACACAGGACAGUAAAAAUACAAACGCAGAUUUAGUGAUCCAGAGAACCUAUCAGUCUCAGAUCCUUGGAGGUGUUUCUUCAGUAGUUUUUAUUCUCAUUCUGAGGAAAUUCAGAAGCUAAAGGAAUUUGGAGCUUUAUUUUCAAAAGGCAAUCUGUUUCAAAUGCUGCAGAAAAGCAAGUUAUCAGGAUGUUGCCCUUCAUUUCAGAGGAAGUCAGUAUCACUUCACCUUCACCCCAGAACUGCCUGACACUGCCCCCCUCCCCACAAAGCAAAUGUGGUCCUAGACUCUGCAUUCUGUUCUUUGGUGAACCCAGAGCGUGGUCAGACUUAAAUAAGGUGCUCGGCAUAAAGUCCAGGUCUGGUCAGGAGGGAGAGGCAAGUAGCCCCUGUUUGGAACCAUGUCAGCUGAGAAGAUAACUCCUCUUCUGUAUUUGUCUUUCAGGAAAACGCGGAUGCCUUGGAGAACAGUUGGCUAAGACUGAGCUCUUUAUUUUUUUCACUUCCCUUUUACAAAAAUUUACCUUCAAGCCCCCA
Messenger RNA from Marmota flaviventris (yellow-bellied marmot), 2460 nucleotides. Lineage: Eukaryota; Metazoa; Chordata; Mammalia; Rodentia; Sciuridae. The record is from RefSeq and is a predicted model, not a curated record.